Symbiodinium sp. CCMP2592 is the source of this 1191-nucleotide messenger RNA. NCBI's taxonomy places the organism in Eukaryota, Dinophyceae, Suessiales, Symbiodiniaceae. The record is from the annotation of a GenBank genome assembly.
AUGGCUGCAGUGGCCAAAGGUGAUGGUGGUAUGAAUGUUCAAGGGCUUGCUUUCAUUUGGGAGGAAAUCGCUGACUUGCGCAACAGUGCGCGGCACAACGGUGUGUUGAUGAAGGUUCCAGCUGGGGCUUCCUUCUGCGACUGCAACCGUGCAAAUGCUGUUGCAAAUACUGCUGCACUCAUGCCAUGCUUGGAACGCAUGCGUGAGAAUGACCUCAAGCUUCCCUACAUCAGCCCUUUGCAGGAUGAGGUGGAUCUUUUCUUUAAGCAAGUUCACCUCAAGAUUCCAGAGAAGCUUGCAUACCGAACAGCGGGUGAAAUCAAGAAGAUGCUGUCUUUCAUCAAACGGAAGGCGCAGAAGAAGGAGAUCACGAAGGAGAUUUGCAGUUCAUGUCUCUAUGACCACAUCGAUAUGUACAUGGCAGGAUUGCUGCGACAGCAGAAUGCCCAGCGGGCACAACGAGAGGCGACCGAGCGAGCACGCAGCAACAGCAGCCUAGGUGAAAGCUCAACAGGUGAUGACGACGAUGACACGGACAACACAGUCGAAGGGGAGACUGACCUGGACGAGUUUCGUCGUUGGCUUGAGCUUCCUCGAGGUUCGGCGGAGGUGCCAGCCAGCGAAGACCCAUCUGUGGGUUCGGGAUCCGCAUCCAGUGUGCCAUCCGCGGGGUCAGAAGCCACAUCCCGUGUGCCAUCCCAAGCAGCAGGUGUGUCCCAUGCAGAAGCCAAAGCCUCAUCCGCAGUGCCAUCCGAAGCAAAAGCCGCACCCCCGGUGCCGUCCCAAGCCAAAGCCUCAUCCGCAGUGCCAUCCGCAGCAAAUGCCGCACCCCCGGUGCCGUCCCAAGCCAAAGCCUCAUCCACAGUGCCAUCCGAAGCAAAAGCCGCACGCCCGGUGCCGUCCCAAGCAAAAGCCUCAUCCCCGGUGCCAUCCGAAGCAACAGCCUCAACCCCGGUGCCGUCCCAAGCAGAAGCCUCAUCCGGAUCAGGGGGCCCAUCUAGCUACAAGCAAUCGUCCGUACCAGAGCUUCCGAAGGCCCCCCAGGCGACGCUGAACCGGUCAAAGGUUAUGGGUACUGGUGCAGCAGAGCCAGGGUCCAGUAAGGAUGGUAUGUCCACUUGGCAUGUAGCCGGCAACUGUGACAAGUGUUUGAAGCCUCCGGACUUGUGCAACUUGCUGGCAAUGAUAUGA